GCGUGCCGGCAACAACCUCAUAUCGGGUUCCCUGCCUUCCACUUUUACAAAGACGACUCACCUCGGUUACAUUGAGCUGGAGAACAACAACCUGAGUGGGACAAUCCCUACCAACCUGGCCACUCUUUCCGUACUAUUCGAGCUUGUUUUGGCAAACAACGAGAUUACUGGCCCCCUUCCAACCACGUGGACGACGACUAAUCUUAAUAAGAUCGACUUGAGCAACAACCAGCUGUCUGGCACGAUACCGGACGACAUUACCGGCUUGGUCUACCUCACAGUGCUGGACCUGAGCUCCAACCGCCUCACUGGCACCAUACCGCAAGGUCUUGCUAGUCUUGGCAAUCUAUACACGCUCAAUCUGAGGAACAAUCUGCUGACAGGGAAGGUACUCGAGCCCGUGCCAGCAUCAAUAAGCAAUUACAAGCUGGACAACAACUACUUGAGCGAGGGUUUCUCGUCCCCCCCACCAUGCGGGCAAGGCUACAUCACAUACCGCGCCAACUGUGCGGCCACGCCAGCAGCGGGCUUUGCAUGUGGUGCGGACGAGGCGCAAAAGACUGACCCUGUCUGCACUGCCUUCUGCGGCGUCAACGGCACCGCCACCCCUCCUGUCCCCGCCUGCAAUGGCCAUGGCGUGUGCUUCUUGGACGGCCCCAGCAACACGCCCACAUGCCUCUGUGACGAUAACUACGUGAUUGGGGAGUUCCCUGGCAGCUGCGUGCCUGUGGCAGGUGGUAAGACGGAGCAGGAUUUGACACCCACAGGAGCCAUGCUAACCGCCACGGGAGACGCAUCAGUGAAUGCAGCCACGCUCACUCUCACGCCUUCCCAGUCGUCCAAGGCUGGCAGUGUGUUCCUGGCAGCGCGCGUGCCGCUCUUCUCCUACCAGCUCAUUGGGGACUCCUGCGGCCGCCAGCUCGCCUUCUCCUCCUCCUUCUCCUUCACUCUCACCCGCCCUGCUGCCUCCGGCUCCGAAGGCUUUGCCUUUGUGGUGGCCUUUGAUGCCACCCCGCCCACAACACCGGUGGCGGGCGGCAUGGGGUAUGCGGGGAUGGGAGCGCGCAGCGUGGCAGUGGAGUUUGACACGUCGAUGGAUGCGGGCAACAGCGACCCUGACAGCAACCACGUGGGCAUCAACACCGGCGGCAGUGUCGUGUCAGUGGUCACAGCCAAGCCAAGCUUCCCCCUUAAUGACGGCACAGCCAAGUACGCGUGGAUCGAGUACGACCCUUCCUCCAGUGGCUCCCUGCGUGUCUUCCUCUCCUCCAAGGCGUCACCUCGCCCCACCACCCCCCUCCUGUCGGCACGCAUCUCCCUGUGUGAGGAGCUCGCCCCCUCCCCAUCGGAGUACACCUUUGCCACCGGCUUCACUGCUGCCUCCGCCACCCAGCCUCAAAGCCAUGUCGUCUCCUCCUGGACCCUCUCCACACAUUUUCCUAUCCAGCCAACGCCAGAUGCAGCGCUGGGCUUUACCUUCAGCGAGGCGGCACUCUCUUUAUCGGGGAUGAAUCUUUUCUUCCGCUAUGCCAGCUCGGGCAGUGUUGCUGCUGUGGGUGGCAACGACGUGUAUGGCGUGCGCCCCGCAGCUUCAUGGUUCCGUCCAAACUUCACAUGGCCUGUCAAGACACAAACCACUUGCGGCGACUGCUGGGCGUACGCAGUGGUGGGCAGCAUAGAGGCAGCAUACAGCAUUCUCGCCAACACCUCAGCCGUGCAGCCGCUGUCAGUGGAGCAGCUGAAGGCCGCCAUGAAGGUCGGCUGCUCUGGCAGCACGCCCUCUCAGGCCUUCCAGCUGCUGCUCAAGCUGGCACAAAAAGGAGGCGGGCUCGUGUUGGAGAGCCAGGCGUCGACUGGAAAUUCCAAGAAGGCCGUCGUGAAGGCAGGCAGCAGCAAUCCUCUUUGCUCUCCGCUGCUGAAGCCACUGGCAAAGCUGCUCGGUGUGUCGUGCGGCAACGGCUCUGCUAACCCACGUCUCCCCACUACAUUCCCCAUCAAGGGCUUUGAGUCGACGUCCUUCUACGGCUGGUUUGGGCUGCUGCUGGCCGUGCAGCGGCAGCCAGUGGUGGUGCACAUUGAGGCUUCCGCCGACUCGUUCAAGAACUACGAUGGGCUGUCCAAGUACCAGGACCCAGCGUGCUUCACGUACAACCUGAACCACGUGGUGCUGCUGGUGGGGUACCGCCUGGUGGGCAAGGACUCGCGCUUCCCCCACAUGGCGCCGCCCUUCUGGAUCAUCCGCAACUCAUGGGGGCCUGACUGGGGCGAUGGGGGCCACAUGCGCAUGGACAUCCAGGGGGGGGAUGGCGUGUGCGGCAUCAACUCGCUGCCAGGCCUCUACCCCGUGGUCAGAGGUGAGUGGGUGCACGGCCAAGGAACCCACCGUUUUGCUUCUGAGCCCUCCCUUCCCGCCCUCUCUCUACCUGCAGCCAACAAAGACCCUUGCAACAAGGCCGCCCGCAAUGAUAGCACUGGUUCGCUCUUCAAUCCUUGCGGGAAGUUCACUUGCACGGUGAAGGGCAAGACAAACGAGUGUGACUGCAACGACCCGCGCUUCAUCCAAGCAACCAACGCCGAUGGCUCUCGCACAUGCGCCUACAAGGAUGCAUGCAAGGCAGCCCAGCGCAAUCCGUGUGUGGUGGGGCAGUGCGUGGAUGACGGGGCGGGGUCGUACUCGUGUGUGUGUCCACCGGGCUUCAGGCAGGGCACCACCAUCGAUGGCACCUUCUCCUGUGCUCCAGGUGACACCAGCAACACCUACACCGUGCUCUCUCCCAACGUCCGCUGCUCAGAUGUCUUUCCGGUCUACGGCCUCACUCUCACCGAUUUCCAAACCCAGAACCCAUCGGUGUCGUGUGCAGCACCCAUCCCACCCUCCACGGUUCUCAAAGUGGCCAGCCCAGCCUCUCUUGUCGCCUGCUCCGUCUUCUACACCACUCAGCAGGGCGACACCUGCACGGCCCUAGCUGAGUAUUUCAAAGUGCACUGGUCCUGCCCAUCUGACAGCUGUCUGCCAGCCUUUCAGGCGCUCAACCCCAGCUUGGACUGCACUGCCAACGGCGGGCUGCUGCAGCCCGAGCAGGCGGUGUGUAUGGAGCGCAUAAAGAGAAAAGUGGGGCUCAUCCCGGUGUGCUCGCAGUACUACCUGGUGCAGAGCGCAGAGACGUGCGAGUCCAUCCGCAAUGUGCCCUACCCCCCUCUGAGCCCCGUUGACUUCUUCCGCCUCAACCCCGGCAUCAAGUGCAACCGCCUCCUUCCCAAAACUGAUGUUGACGGCUUCACUGGCUUUGAGGCAUGCAUUGGGAGCUCCACGUCGUACAAGCAGGGCACGUGCCCGCGUGCGAAUGCGUAUGUGGUGGGGACAGGCGACAGGUGCACGGCCAUUCAGGUGAAGUACUUCCGGGGCAUUAAGGGCUGCUACAAGCACAUCAACGGAUACGACUGCAUCGACAAGCUCAUCAAAGCAACCCGCGUGUGCCUGCCUGACAAAGUCAAGCUUCAGCAAGGAGUCUGUGACAACUGA
Molecule: messenger RNA, 3523 nt
Organism: Closterium sp. Yama58-4
Lineage: Eukaryota; Viridiplantae; Streptophyta; Zygnematophyceae; Desmidiales; Closteriaceae
Source: the annotation of a GenBank genome assembly